AUGUCUGCAUCCGCUGGCGGUGGUGGUGGCGGUCAGGAAGAAGACAAGAAACCCGGAGGGGAUCAGUCCGCUCACAUUAACCUCAAAGUCAAAGGCCAGGAUGGCAAUGAGGUGUUCUUCAGGAUCAAGCGAAGCACUCAGCUGCGGAAACUAAUGACUGCAUACUGUGAUAGACAGUCAGUUGAAUUCAACUCGAUUGCAUUUUUGUUUGAUGGGCGCCGACUCCGUGGAGAACAGACUCCAGAUGAGCUUGAAAUGGAAGAUGGUGAUGAAAUUGAUGCAAUGCUGCACCAAACUGGAGGCGGUCAUGUAUCCCUUGACUAA
Messenger RNA from Dovyalis caffra, 324 nucleotides. The record is from the annotation of a GenBank genome assembly. Lineage: Eukaryota; Viridiplantae; Streptophyta; Magnoliopsida; Malpighiales; Salicaceae.